This is a messenger RNA of Striga asiatica, 1296 nucleotides long. The record is from the annotation of a GenBank genome assembly. Lineage: Eukaryota; Viridiplantae; Streptophyta; Magnoliopsida; Lamiales; Orobanchaceae.
AUGGUGCAACUCCUUCUCCUCCUUCUCCUCCUCAUACUCCCAAUAAUCUUUCUCCACCUCACGAAAAACCACAAGAAGAGCCCGACCGAAGCCCGGGUCCCACCAGGCCCACCCGGCUUCCCGGUCAUCGGCAACUUGCACCACUUGGCCGCGGCUUCCGACGCCCCACACCUUUACCUCCAUCACCUCUCCAAGAAAUACGGGCCCAUCGUGCGCAUGGGCCUCGGCCCGAAGCCCAUGCUCGUGGUCUCCUCCGCGAAGCUCGCGGAGCAAGUCAUGAAGGCCCAAGACCUCGCUUUCUGCGGCCGGCCCAAAUCCCUCGGCCAACAACGCCUCUCGUACGACUGCUCGGACAUCGCCUUCUCCUCGUACGACGAGUAUUGGCGCGAGGUCCGCAAGAUCACGACCAUCCAUCUCUUCAGCGCGAAGAAGACUCAAUUCUUCCGGCCCGUUCGCGAGGACGAGAUGGCCCGGUUCGUGGCCCGGAUUUCGGCCCGAAUAACGGCCCGGCCUGAAGCCAGCGGCCGCCAGGCUGUCAAUUUGAGCGAGAUGGCGAUUGAGCUCGGGAGCACGUUGAUAUGCCGGAUCGCGUUCGGGAAGAGGUACGAAGAGGGCGGGCCCGAGAUGAGGAGAUUCGACGGGCUCUUGAAACGGGCCCAAGCCGUGAUGGCUGCUUUCUAUGUGUCGGAUUAUUUUCCUGUGUUUGGUUGGGUGGAUAGGUUGCGCGGGUCGAACAUAUUUAUAGCGGCAACAGAUACGAGCUCGGCAUCGAUCGUUUGGACCAUGACGGCUCUAAAAAAGGCGCCACAAGUAGACGAAGACGACUUGCCGAAGCUUUCCUAUAUGAAAGCGGUCAUAAACGAGGUUUUUAGAUUAUAUCCUCCGGCUCCAUUGCUCGUCCCAAGAGAAACUAUAGAAAAAUGCACUCUAGAUGGCUAUGAAGUUCAACCCAAGACAAUUGUCUAUAUUAACGCAUGGGCGAUUGCAAGAGAUCCCGAGUUUUGGGAAAAGCCGAACGAGUUCUUGCCCGAGAGAUUCUUAGAGAGCAAAAUCGAGAUAAAAGGACACGAUUUUGGUGUGAUCCCGUUUGGAGCCGGGCGAAGGAGUUGUCCCGGGAUGUUUAUGGGGCUCGUGAAUGUGGAGCUCACGGUUGCGAAUUUGCUCUAUUCUUUCGACUGGGAAUUGCCUCGAGGGGUUCGAGUCGAAGAUGUCGAUACAGAGGGUUUACCGGGUAUAACGGUUCAUAAAAAAAAUCCACUUCUCCUUGUGCCUAAGAGAUGCAACAAUGUUACCUAG